Messenger RNA from Anopheles maculipalpis, 1146 nucleotides. It is a transcript of the gene RagC-D, whose product is annotated as ras-related GTP-binding protein C. The transcript is spliced from 3 exons. The record is from RefSeq and is a predicted model, not a curated record. Gene Ontology annotation, biological process: regulation of autophagy; positive regulation of TOR signaling; cellular response to amino acid stimulus. Gene Ontology annotation, molecular function: GTPase activity; GTP binding. Gene Ontology annotation, cellular component: Gtr1-Gtr2 GTPase complex; lysosome; nucleus. Bases 1 to 1146 code for a protein of 381 amino acids. Lineage: Eukaryota; Metazoa; Arthropoda; Insecta; Diptera; Culicidae.
AUGUUGAGUUACCAGGAUGAGGAAGAACAGGUGGGAUCGUUUCCGAAGGAUUUUGGAUACGGAGAUUUUGAACACGAAAGUGACGGAACUCGGGCGUCGGACGAUAAGCCUCGUAUCCUGUUGAUGGGGCUACGCCGUUCCGGCAAGAGCUCCAUCCAGAAGGUUGUCUUCCACAAGAUGUCGCCGAACGAAACGCUCUUCCUGGAGUCGACGAACAAAAUCGUCAAGGACGACAUCAACAACAACAGCUUCGUGCAGUUUCAGAUCUGGGACUUUCCGGGCCAGAUUGAUUUCUUCGACCCAACGUUCGAUUCGGACAUGAUAUUCGGGGGCUGUGGGGCACUGGUAUUUGUUAUCGACGCCCAAGACGAUUACGUGGAGGCACUGACCAAGCUGAACCAAACCGUCACCAAGGCACACAAGGUCAAUCCGCGCAUCAAGUUCGAGGUGUUUAUCCACAAAGUGGACGGUGUGAGUGACGACUUUAAGAUGGAAUCCCAGCGAGACAUACACUCGAGGGCGACGGACGAUUUAAUCGAUGCGGGACUGGAAGGCGUUCAUUUAAACUUCCACCUGACGUCCAUCUAUGAUCACUCGAUAUUUGAGGCGUUUUCAAAGGUGGUUCAGAAGUUGAUACCUCAGCUAGCGGCACUGGAAAAUUUGCUGAACCUCUUCAUUCACAAUUCUGGCAUUGAAAAGGCGUUUCUGUUUGAUGUGGUGUCGAAGAUCUACAUAGCAACCGAUGCGACACCGGUGGACAUGCAAAGCUACGAGCUGUGCUGCGAUAUGAUCGAUGUUGUUAUAGACCUUUCCUGCAUAUACGGCUCCCGGGACAAUCCGGAUGUGCCCGCGUUCGACAACCAGAGCUCAAGCAUUAUCAAAAUGAACAACAGCACGGUACUGUACCUCCGCGAGGUGAACAAAUUCCUAGCCUUGGUGUGCAUUAUUCGGGAGGAAAGUUUCUCCCGCCAGGGUGUGAUCGAUUACAACUUUCUCUGCUUUCGCGAAGCCAUCACGCAAGUGUUUGAGUUGCGUUUCAAGCACCAAAAGCUCGAGGCCAUCGAACAGGACUCGGACAAUUUGGAAGACCUAAGAGAUUUCGAACGGGGCGAUGUCAUAUCGUCCAUGAAGCGAUUCCAAGAUUAA